Scleropages formosus (Asian bonytongue) is the source of this 1952-nucleotide messenger RNA. It is a transcript of the gene cdc20, whose product is annotated as cell division cycle 20 homolog. Gene Ontology annotation, biological process: positive regulation of anaphase-promoting complex-dependent catabolic process; anaphase-promoting complex-dependent catabolic process; positive regulation of ubiquitin protein ligase activity. The record is from RefSeq and is a predicted model, not a curated record. Bases 198 to 1685 code for a protein of 495 amino acids. Gene Ontology annotation, molecular function: anaphase-promoting complex binding; ubiquitin ligase activator activity; protein binding. The transcript is spliced from 11 exons. Lineage: Eukaryota; Metazoa; Chordata; Actinopteri; Osteoglossiformes; Osteoglossidae. Gene Ontology annotation, cellular component: anaphase-promoting complex.
GCGAGUACAGCAGUUCGAGAGGGAGCCGCUGUGAAAGUCGGAGUUCGCUUGUCAAGCUUUAAUUUUAAAUCUUGAACAAAGGAGCAGCUGAGCGCGGAAGUUUUUCUGAAGGAUCGUAGCCUCUUAAGAACAUUCCGAAACAACUUAGUGUGGCCUAUUCUUCCGUGCUGCCGCAGGUCCAAAGAAGGCGAGGCCUAAUGACUCACUUCGGGUUCGAGAGCGAGGUGCAAAACCUGCUGAAGCUCGACAUGCCCGUGUCGAGCGCGCUCACGGCGCGUUACCACCGCAAAGGCAGCUCGUCCAGCGCGGCCACCUUAGGCGUGCUGUCGCCCGGAAAGACGGGGAACAGAUCGCUGAGCCUGUCCAAGACUCCCAGCAAGACGCCUGGGAAGAAUGGCAAAGGCCGCUGCACGCCCUCCAAGCCGGGCGGCGACCGCUUCAUCCCUUGUAGAAACGGCAAACAGAUGGAGGUUGCCAGCUUCCUGCUCUCCAAGGAGAACGAUCCUGUGGACCCCAACAUUUCGUCAGAACAGAAGGCCUGGGCCAUGAAUCUCAAUGGUUUUGACAUUGAUGAAGCAAAAAUCUUGCAUUUGGGAGGCAAGCCCCAGAAUGUUUCAGAAGGGUAUCACAACAGCCUGAAAGUUUUGUACAGCCAUGUUCCCACCCCAGCAUCUACAAAGAAGACCAGAUACAUUUCAUCGGUGCCUGACAGAAUCCUUGAUGCUCCAGAUCUCCGAAACGAUUUCUAUCUGAACUUGCUGGACUGGAGCAGUCAGAACCUCCUGGCUGUAGCACUGCACAACAAUGUAUACCUGUGGAAUGCCACCCAUGGAGACAUCAUUUUCCUUAUGAAGCUGGAACAGGAGGAAGACUACAUUUGUUCCAUCAGCUGGAGUAAAGAUGGAAACUUCAUUGCCAUAGGAACAAGUGACAACAAAGUCCAAUUGUGGGAUGUAGAGAACCAGAAGCGGCUGCGUUGUAUGGCCAGCCACACGUCCCGCGUUGGUGCCCUCAGCUGGAAUAAUCAUGUUCUGUCCAGUGGCUCCAGGUCUGGACACAUCCAUCAUCAUGAUGUCAGAGUAGCAGACCACCACAUCUUCACACUGACCGGGCACUCGCAGGAAGUCUGUGGACUCAAGUGGUCUCCAGAUGGCAAGUACUUGGCAAGCGGUGGAAAUGACAACUUGGCCUACGUGUGGCCAGGAGUGCAAGAAGGUGGCAACCAAGCUGCCAUCAACUGCUUCAAUCACCAAGGAGCUGUCAAGGCAUUGGCCUGGUGCCCAUGGCAAGCAAAUAUUCUUGCAACUGGAGGAGGCACAAGUGACCGACACAUUCGCAUCUGGAAUGCUAGCACAGGGUCUUGUAUUUCUUCCCUGGACACGGAAUCUCAAAUUUCUUCACUAGUGUUUGCACCAAACUACAAGGAGCUUGUUUCUGGCCAUGGUUACACGCAUGAUAGUCUCAUUAUUUGGAAGUACCCCUCCAUGACUAAAGUGGCAGAGCUCUCAGGGCAUGGAGGCAGAGUUCUGAACCUGACAAUGAGUCCUGACUGCUCCACAAUAGCUUCGGUAGCUGCUGACGAGACAGUCCGACUGUGGAAGUGUUUUGAAUUGGAUCCUGUGAAAAAGAAGGCAAAGGAACGCAUGGCUAAAUCUACCAGCAUUAUUCAUCAGGGAAUUCGAUAACUGUUCAAGUGAUUUGUGAACUUCUAUGUUUUGUAACUGAUUUUAAUUUAAUUAAAGCUGUUUAAAAUUGACAUGGUCAUUUCUGAACUGUUAGUUUUGGCUUGGAUGCUGCUGUAGUAUGAAUUUACAUAUUUUUAUCCUCUAAGGCAAGGGAUGGCUUGCUGAAGCCAGCACUGCCUGGAGGUUCCUUGUUUUUGUACAAGGAAGGCCAUAGUUACCUUUUUGCCAUUUGAUCAUUGGGCAAAGGGAAUUCAGAGUGUCUUAUAU